Plectropomus leopardus (leopard coralgrouper) is the source of this 1186-nucleotide messenger RNA. RefSeq names its product charged multivesicular body protein 6-like. Gene Ontology annotation, biological process: vesicle budding from membrane; late endosome to vacuole transport via multivesicular body sorting pathway. Gene Ontology annotation, cellular component: multivesicular body; ESCRT III complex. The record is from RefSeq and is a predicted model, not a curated record. Lineage: Eukaryota; Metazoa; Chordata; Actinopteri; Perciformes; Serranidae.
GGUGUGGACGCCGGAUGACUACAGCGGUAAUGGCGGAGCAGCUGCGGUAAACAGCGGCCUGAGAGAAGUUGUGUCGGCGGCUCGGAGUCGGUGCGGCGCUGAGCGGCUGUGAUGCGGAGUCACGAUGGGAAACCUGUUUGGAAAAAAGAAGCAGAGCCGCGUGACAGAACAAGACAAAGCUAUUCUGCAACUGAAGCAGCAGAGAGAUAAACUGCGACAGUAUCAGAAGAGGAUCAGCCUGCAGCUGGAGAAGGAGCGCCUGCUGGCCAAACAGCUGCUGAAAAAUGGGAAAAAAGAGAAGGCGCUCCUGCUGCUGAAGAAGAAACGAUACCAGGAUCAACUGCUGGACAAGACCGAGAACCAGAUCGGGAACCUGGAGCGCAUGGUCCAGGACCUGGAGUUCGCUCAGAUCGAGGCGAAGGUCAUUCAGGGGCUGAAAGUCGGAAACGAGUGUCUGAAGAAGAUGCACGAGGUGAUGUCCAUCGAGGAGGUCGAGCGGAUCAUGGAUGAAACUCAAGACGCCAUCGAGUACCAAAGGCAAAUCGACGAGAUGCUGGCCGGCUCGCUGUCACAGGAGGACGAGGACGCCGUCCUGGCUGAGCUGGAGGCCAUCACUCAGGGAGAAGUUGAGCUUCCUGAUGUUCCUGCAGACGAGCUUCCAGACGUCCCAGAGGUCUCCGAGAAGAAAGCAGAGCGCGAGCGUCCCCGGAAGAAUCCGGAGCGAGAGAUGCUCGCAGCGUAGGACCGUGACCUCCAUCAGCCGACCUGCCGGACCUCCUCCUCAUCCACCCGCAACACUCAAACGCCCGCUGGAGACCCAUCCGUCCCGCAGCGGCCGGCGGUGAAGAGACGGCGGCCCACGUCAGGUCCGCGGCGUCUUCCUCCACGCCGUCGCCCGCCGUCCGUCCCCGAGGACGGCAGCGGGGACGGGGACGGUGGAGAGACGCUGACGGGAGCCGCGAAGAGCUGUGAGAUCAGAUAACUGUGCCUAACCACCGAAUCAUUUUCUACUCGCCGUAACUUUAAUGCAUGUUUGUCUCAAUCAUAAUUAAAUUCUGCUCCAAACGAGCGCAGCUACGUCUUAAAGGGACAGUUCACCCAAAAUCAUCCCUCAUAGUUUCUAUCUGACUGUGUUCUGUGUUUUUCUCCUUUCAUUUAAAAAUUAAAAAACAACAUUUAAUAAAAA